Molecule: messenger RNA, 1944 nt
Organism: Paramecium tetraurelia
Lineage: Eukaryota; Ciliophora; Oligohymenophorea; Peniculida; Parameciidae
Exons: 4
Biological process (GO): proteolysis
Cellular component (GO): cytosol
Molecular function (GO): zinc ion binding; metallopeptidase activity
Source: RefSeq, a predicted model, not a curated record
AUGAUCCUAUUGGUGAUAUCAUCUAUUAUAUGCUUACAAGCAUACGAGAUUGAUGUGAAUACCUUUUCAAACUACUUGGAUGUUCAGAAUAGACACCUUCAUUUGGAAUGGUUGUUGAACAUGGAUAAGAAAUACAUCAAUGCUACAUCUUCUUAUUCAUUUUAAGUUGUAGGUCGUUAAAUCAACAAAAUUUCCCUGGAUAUCUAUAAACUCAACAUCUAUUCUACAUACCUCAAAAAUGGAGUAUUACUUCCACAUACAAUUGACAGUCCAUAUGCUGACUCUGACCAAGGCCAACGCCUCAAUAUCCAACUGGACAGAACCUAUUACAGAGGAGAAUAUGUAGAAUUAUCAAUCAAAUACUCCAUCGAUUCCAAAUCCAGAGCCAUCAGCUUCAUGACUAAGGAAUAAACUUCCACCAAAACCAUGCCCUACCUAUUCUCACAAUGCGAGGAUGCGAACUGCAGAGCAUUGGCCCCAUUGUAGGACACUCCAGCCAUCAAAUAAACAUACACUGCUACCAUAAUAUACAAGGACACUGAGGCAAAAGAUGUGUUCAUGUCAGCCGAUGAAAGCAAGGAGCAAUUCAAAAUUCUGAAUAAACCAUAAGACGAAGCGACCUUCACUUGGAAAUAUAAAUAUUUUAUUCAAAAAGUCCCCAUUCCCAGUUACCUUAUCGCUAUUGUGGCAGGUAACAUUUAGAAGGUUCCAACAAGUACUGGAGGCAGAACAUUUUUGGUUAGUGAACCAGAUAAACUGGCUGCCUACACUGAAGAAUUAAAGGAAAUGGAAUAAUUCUUAUUAGCCAUUGAACAAUACAUUGGACCUUAUACUUGGGGCACUUACACUUUGGUCAUUCAACCCCCAUCCUUCCCCAUCGGUGGUAUGGAGAAUCCCCUAUUAACAUUCGCUAAUCCUUCCAUCAUGACAGGAACAGGUAGCGGUUUAGCAGUCACCAUUCAUGAAAUGGCUCACUCUUGGUUCGGUAACACAAUCACCUGUGUGAAUUGGGCAAAUAUGUGGAUCAAUGAAGGUUUCACAGUAUUUCUAGAGAGAAAAGCAUCCUUAAUACAUUAUAACAUCCCUGAUGAUAUUAAAUUAAAUGCUAUCAUUGGAAAUACAUCUAUGUAUUAAGACAUGCUUGGCUAUGGACUUGAGAGUAAUUUCUCUUCUUUGCAUCCUGAUACCACUGGACUUAAUCCAGAUGAUUCUUUCAGUGAGAUCCCUUAUGAAAAAGGAUAUCAAUUUUUAAAUUAUUUAGAAUCUAUUGUGGGAGAAUAGGACUUUAAAAUGAUGCUUCGAGCUUAUUUAGCACAAUAUAAAUAUUAAUCUAUUGAUCAAUAGGAGUUUUAGAACUUCUUAUUAAGAUACUUGCAAGAACAAGGUGUGGAUGAUUAUUCUACAAAGAGAUACAAGAUCUUAGAGAAUUGGAAUAGAUGGGUGUACUCUCCAGGAUUGCCACCAGUGUUUGUUGACUUUUCCACCAAUAAGCUUACUUAAGCCUUAGAUUAUUCGAACGCUUACAUCACAGCUGAUGGAAAACAACCCACAAAUUGGUAAGAUUAUAAAACCUUCUUGCAUUCAUAGAAGCAGAUUUUCUUAGAGGAUCUCUUUAAGAAGGCAGAGAACAAUUAGUUGAAAUUGACUGUUGUUGAAUAAAUCGAUAAAGAUCUAAAGUUAACUCAAGAAAACGAUUUCGAGUUGAAAUUCAGAUGGUUCAGAGCAAUCCUAACAGCAGGAGACAAGAAUAGAUUCAUGUAGAUUGCAGAUUUCCUUGGAGCAGUUGGCAGAGGCAAGAUGGUCUAUCCAGUUUACAGAGCUCUGAAUAAGUUGGAUCAUGAUUUUGCAGUCCAAACCUUCCGCUCACACGAGACAUUCUAUCAUCCAAUUGCCAGAAAUAACAUCAUCAACAUCCUUGGAUUAAAAGACUCAUUUAUAUAAUGA